CAUUCUUCUGAGCGACCAUAUUCUUGUGAUCAGUGCCAAGGAUCUUACAAAACAGAAGAACAUCUUAAAAUACAUAAAAUCAAUGUACAUCAUCAGAAAAGAUUUCCUUGUCAAUCAUGUGAUAAAUCAUUUAAGUAUAAAAUUUCUCUAGAAAGACAUUUUACAUCUAAUCAUAAAUUAGUGAAGCCUCAUAUCUGUCAUAUUUGUGGGAAGGGAUAUUAUUCUAAAUCUAGUUUAGUGGACCAUAUUGCCAGACACUCGAAAGAGAAACCAUAUAAAUGUAAUGUAUGUGAUCAAUAUUAUCAUUCAGAGAAAUUACUAUCCCAGCAUACAGUUCAUCAUUUCGCCUUGUUAAAACAUCAAUGUGAUCAGUGUGGAAAAUCUUUCAAAAACAUGGGAAAUUUACGGAGACAUCUGGAACAACAUGAGUCACAGCGGAAAUAUGUCUGUGAAAUCUGUCAAAUGGCUUUUACUUUAAAACGAUAUUAUACUCGUCAUAAGGUUAUACAUGACCCUCAGAGAACAGUUUACAAAUGCGACGCAUGCUUUAAGCAAUUUGCAAAUAAAACGAACUUAGAUCGUCACAAGGUGACGUUACACAGUGAUGCUAAACCAUUCCAAUGUGACGUCUGCUACAAGGCUUUUAAGUUAAAAACUCUUCUGGAGCAACAUGCUAGGGUCCACAAAGAGGAAAAAGACUAUAGUUGUAAAUUUUGUAAGAAGAAAUUUUCGUUUAACAGUAGUCUCCAUUCUCAUAUUAAAAAUCACCAUAAGGACGAAAUUAUUUCCGAAUCUAAAACUCCACAAGCUUCUUUUAAGUGUAAAAUUUGUGAGAAUCUGUUUUACUCCAAGUCAGCCUUGACUUCGCAUUAUAAAUUUCAU
This is a messenger RNA of Lottia gigantea (owl limpet), 882 nucleotides long. RefSeq lists its product as hypothetical. The transcript has a single exon. Gene Ontology annotation, cellular component: nucleus. The annotation marks the transcript as partial. The record is from RefSeq and is a predicted model, not a curated record. Lineage: Eukaryota; Metazoa; Mollusca; Gastropoda; Lottiidae.